CUUCUAUUCUAAUCUCGCUGUCCACUAACACAAUUAUCAAUUGCACGCUUAAAAAUAAUUUAUUGAUCUGUUAAGUAAUAAGAAACAAAAGUUUUAUUUUUUUUCUGGACAUUUAUAAGCUCUUACAUCUGUAAUUAUAUUUUAUAAUUAUCUGAAUGGUCGUAUAAGAAACAAGAUCAUCAUGAGCGCUUUUACUUUGGUAAUAUUAGGCCUAUUAAUGACGACAUGUCACAGCCAAUAUCAGCAGCCACAACUUGGAUCAAAUAACUACGAAGAUUACGACAAUAGAAGACAAGAAGAGCCUCCUCAGCGAAAUUACGCCAAUGCCCCGGCACCACGAGAAGGAAAAGCAAUAGCAGCGAAACCAACUCCCCCAGUCGCAAUUCUGAAGCAAAUAAACCGGCACAAUGAGGAUGGCUCUUACACUUACGGGUUCGAAGGAGCCGACGGUUCCUUUAAAAUCGAAACAAAGCUUGCUAACGGAGAAGUUAAGGGCAAAUACGGUUUCGUCGACGACACGGGCAAAGUCCGCGUAGUUGAAUACGGUGCCAACCAAUACGGAUUCCAACCCUCUGGAGAAGGCAUCACUGUCGCCCCACCGACGUUGGUUGAUGAUACCACAGACAAAAACCAACAGCCGAUAGAUUAUGACUACCCCCAAGGACCAGCGAACUUCAAGCAGCAAGAAGUACAAAGGCCAGCACCUCCCCCACCACCCCAACAACCCAGACCACAACGGCCACAAUAUCAACCCCCUCAAGAAUACGCUGCCCAGCCAAAGACUCCGAUAUUCACCCCAGCAGCACAAUCUCAGUUUUCUCAGCAGUUCGAUUAUGAAGAACGGCCUCCUGUUUCUCAGGCGCUCAAUCAAGGACCUGUUCAGUUCAACCCUGCUCCUGCUCGGGAGGCCCAACCCUCUAGUCUGGCUCGUAACGUUCAACGCGCGGCACACAAUGCGGGGGUUCUCGACCAAUUAGCUAGGGAGUAUGCUCUUCCUCAGGACGCUGCUGCGCCGUUACACGACAUUAGUUUUGGAUAUUAUAAAUAAUUAUUUUAUUAUAUAUUGUUUAUGCAAAUGUAUGAGUUUGAUGAUGUUAGAAAAAAUAAAUAAAAUACAGGGUA
Cotesia glomerata is the source of this 1122-nucleotide messenger RNA. It is a transcript of the gene Cpr97Ea, whose product is annotated as altered inheritance of mitochondria protein 3-like. The transcript is spliced from 2 exons. Gene Ontology annotation, cellular component: chitin-based extracellular matrix. Gene Ontology annotation, molecular function: structural constituent of chitin-based larval cuticle. The coding region runs from base 182 to 1048 and encodes 288 amino acids. The record is from RefSeq and is a predicted model, not a curated record. Lineage: Eukaryota; Metazoa; Arthropoda; Insecta; Hymenoptera; Braconidae.